AGACAGUCAACACAGCACUCCUUCAAGGCGCUCACUGCCUAUUCACCAGCUGCUGAACUUUGCACUACGUACGCAAUAUGCCAGAGCUUAUAGUUACAUUAUUGGGAGUAUGGAUUGUUUCUGGAUCCGGAGAUUCUGACAAAGCCUGACAAUAUCCUUAGCAAAGUGAUAUAUGCCACCGGCUGAAUGGAUUAAAUGUUUCAUCAUCUUUGGGGGCGUCUUCCCCAGCGACAGAGUCCGAGGCUCAUGGAGGUACCCUUCACGAACCUGGAGCUGGCAUUCAUUCUGAUCGCCUUCAUGGUUUUCUCCAUGUUCAGCCUGGCGUCUGUCCUCAGCAAUCGAAACGACAGAGCACAAGACGAAAGCUCAAGUGAAGAAUAUGCAAAACUCAGGAGCACCUCCAAGCAAAAACAAUCCACAAAGCCAAAAGUUGCAAAUGUGAAAGGAGUGGUAUAAUUUAAGAGAGAAUGUGGUAUUUGCAUACUUACGACUGCAAAGGCGAAGUUGGUAAGCGCUGAAAAGUGGUACCUGGCAAAUCACGAGAAAAAACAGACACACAAAGCAGGAGUCUAGGAGACCAAAACAAAAUUACAAACCUUAAAUGGGCCUGUUUCCAAAAAGUCUGAACUAGCACUACCG
This is a messenger RNA of Scleropages formosus (Asian bonytongue), 639 nucleotides long. Its product is annotated as small integral membrane protein 31-like. Bases 196 to 456 code for a protein of 86 amino acids. The transcript is spliced from 3 exons. The record is from RefSeq and is a predicted model, not a curated record. Lineage: Eukaryota; Metazoa; Chordata; Actinopteri; Osteoglossiformes; Osteoglossidae.